Nilaparvata lugens (brown planthopper) is the source of this 9617-nucleotide messenger RNA. Its product is annotated as post-GPI attachment to proteins factor 2-like. Bases 1 to 909 code for a protein of 302 amino acids. Gene Ontology annotation, biological process: GPI anchor biosynthetic process. Gene Ontology annotation, cellular component: Golgi membrane; endoplasmic reticulum membrane. The transcript has 5 exons. Lineage: Eukaryota; Metazoa; Arthropoda; Insecta; Hemiptera; Delphacidae. The record is from RefSeq and is a predicted model, not a curated record.
AUGCUGAUAAGCUCUAAUAAUCAAAUAGUGGACGUGACGGCUACGCCGACGGUAGCUACGGACGGACGGGUGGCUACCGACGGACGGACGACUACGGACGGACCUGUGUCUGUGACUGACGACGAAAAGGCGAAGACGGUGGUGCACCUGAUGCUGAGCUUCCGUCAUCUGUGUGUGGUGACCGUGUCCCUGCCUUUGGGUGCGAUGGUCAUCUGCUUUGUCACCGCCUAUAUAUUCCAGCCCGACGAGAUACAUGAGACACAUUGUCGCGUAUACAACAUAAUCCCGUCAAUAAGCGCGAUCACAGGUGUGAGCCCGCAGCGAUACCUGUGGCGCAUCUGUGUGGCCUUCCACAUAGGACCGCGCAUCCUGAUCGCCUCAGUCUACAGGUCCUACUACUCGGGCCAGUUAGCUGCCGCCAGUAUACUGGACGCCAGUAACGAGGCAGUCAAGCGCCAGGGGCCGCUACUACUGGCCGCCUGUUACUGGCUCAAUCUCAUCGAGAUAGGCGCGCUCUGCGGUGUCACCUAUAUUUCUAACCGCGAAAAUUAUCCCGUACACGAAAAGAUAUUCAUCUUGUUCAUGUUGUGUUCGCUGAGCCACAUGUUGGCAACACUGAAGCUGUUCAAGCUGGUGCAUCCGACUAUGAGUGGCAGUGAGAAAGCCUCCUAUGCCAUCAAGAAAUUCCUGUUCGCGACGUCCAUCGCCUCCACCAUUGGCCUGAUGCUCUUCUUUGCGAAGCACAGGCUGCUUUGUCACGAUAUGGCGUUCAGCUGGUUUGCUCUAUGCGAAUACGUGAUCGCCAGCGCCAAUAUGGCUUUCCACGUGACCGUUGUCUUCGAUUUUCCCGCCGAAAAGCUGAUAGUGGCGCGCGGGUUGCAUUCGAUAAGCGGCAAAAAAACGAACUAACCGAACCAGUAUUUCAGCACACUCUAUCAUCGUCCUCAUUCUUCUUCUUCUUCUUCAUCGUCUUUGAUUUUCUUCUUUCUCUCUCUCCAUCCAACGUCCGUCUUCUAUUGCGUCAAUUGUUUAUCCUUGUUGAAAGAAAAGGUGAGAAUUGUUUGGAAUUGUCAGUAAUAGGUGGAUAAUAUGGGUGAAAUAGGAAAAGGCUGGGUUCACAUUUGUGUGGGUAAAGUUGGGAGCUUUUUAUUGGGGCGGCCAAAUGUCGACUUGGUUAUAGAUGGCCCUGGGAGUAAGUAAGUGAAAAGUGAAAUUCAGUUACGUUACUGUAAUGAAAACACAAGUUUAAAUUGUCAACCACUUUUUAUAAAGUGGUUGACCACAUAGAAAGUGGUUGACAAUUUAAAUUUGUUUUUCAUUACCGUAUGGAAAAGUACCACAACAUAACUGUUACGUUACUGUAAUGUAUUCAGUACUUUAUUUUUUAUACCAGUACUUUCAAUACAAAUUAUUUAGGAAGAAAACCAGAAAAGUCAUUAACUAUUUCUCUCCCAAAUUAAGAUAAUUUAUUCAAUAAGGUCAGAUUUACUUUUCACCAUUCAACACAUUCUCCAGUCCAAAAAUGUUCAAUUUAUUCUAAUAAUUUAAAUGAUUCUAUGAGAAAUAGUUAGUUUUUCUUCCUUUGGAAGAUACUUAAAAUGUAUUGUCAAUAAUUAUUUUAACUCAUAAAAUAAUGGUGCAGAUUUUAGGAAAAGGUUCUUUCAACACUACAGCCCAAUAUGAGCUUUGACCGCCUCCACUACAGCUCUCCACGCUUCUCGGUCCUCUGUUAAUUAUCUCCAUCCUCUAUAUCCCAUUUUUUUGAGAUCGUCUCUCACUUCAUCUUCCCACCUUAUUCUCGGCCUUCCUCUCUUUCUUCUUGAAUGUAGCCUCUCCUUGGAUAUUAUUUUAGGAAAAUGUUACCAACAAUUAACCAAUUUACAUAAUUUAACAUAAAGACUCCAUCAUAAUGUGGAAUUGAAACUAUAUUAAAACCUCUCUAGACCUCGAUUAAAAAUAGUCUAGUGAAAUCCACUUCAGAAUGUCUGAAUGGGAAGAGUUGAUAAGUGGAUCUCACCCUAGAAAUUCCUAUUUAAUAGUAAAAUUAAUAUUCUCAUUCAACAUGAGCCACUAAACCAAUGUUUUUAUUGAUUCAUACAAUGAGUGCAUCAUUAAAAUGAUAGGGAGAGAAAAAAUAAGGUAACUUUGUGCUAUUCCUCUCCCAAAUUUAGAUAAGGUUACACAUAGUCCGAAAUGGAACCUUUUAUUCUGUUGUUUGGUGAAUUUUAUAUAGAUUAUUGUGGUGCUAUUCAUUUCAUGCUCUUGGAGAACUUUUCUUAUUUUACUUUAGCACUUGAGACUCUUCAUCUAAUACAAGAACAAGAAAUACUCCUGAACGAGAACGUCUAGAAUUUGAAAUACAUACUUUUCCCAAUUCGAAGCUACUCUAACCUUACCCACAAAUGUGAAUCCAGUAUAAAUGGCAACUAAUUUAUUGUUGGUGGUGGAAAAUUUAUUCAUAAACAUUAAUUCUUUAUUGCGUGUAGAAUAAUAAUAAAUUUGUAUUAUCAAUGGUCCUCGCGUUUUUAGAAAUAAAAAGAGACAAGCAAUACUAAUUGCUCAUAGGCAAUUUUUACAUUUCUAACAUUUAAAAUUUGCCCUAGUGAAUUUUUUCCUAAAAAUACUUCUUGCCCAAUAUGUUUCUGUGCUUUGUAGAGUAAUUAUUAUAUAAUUACUAUUACGCGAGUAAUUAUUAUGUAGAUGCUGUACUAGAGGAUAAAGUUGAGAAUGAUAGGUAUAGAAAAAUGGCGGGUUUAGUCACUUUUAUUCAAACCUGGAAAUUUUCGCUCAAUUGCUAAUUUUUUACCCCUGAUUAAGGCUGACAAAAAUAUGAAAAAUAAAUCAGAUCAUCAUCAGUUUCAUUAAAAAUGUUUAGGUUACAAAAAACUAAUGUUCAAAAUUGAAAUGAGAAUGAAACCUCUAGUCAACGCUGCUAAAGAAUAAUAACUUUUCGAUAUUUUGGUUUUGAAUUGCAGAAUGUAAAUAACUUUAUUUAAAGUUCCUUUGAUUGUACUUAGUAUGUAUUUUAAGAAAUUGUAAAAAUUCUGAUGCUAUGUUGUUUCCAAUGAAAUAGAUGAAUUUUAUAUUAUAUAUUUCAUUCAAUAUAAUUUUAUAAUAACAAUUCAACCCUACAAAUUCGAGACUAUGUUUUUUAAUAACAACGUCCCAUGUAAAUGCGUUUAUAUCCAUAUAAAUAUGAAUAGUCAUACUAUUCAAUAAUGAUACAUGAAGGUCAUGAUCCUUCAAUGUAUUCAAACUGUAAGUUUUGACAAUUUGUAAUUUGGUCUUCCACAAAGAAAACCAUUUAUUUUUUCCAUUUUAAACAUUUUUUUCUGUGCCAUAUAGUACCUAUGUUGAGAAUCUUUAAAUACUUAAUUCUUUUGGUUUCAGUUUUUUGAAUCAUUUAUUAUUUUUAAUUUUAAAUAAUUAAUUCGUCUAGCCUAUAUUUAUGUCAUGAGAAAAUUGUAUGAGAACUUGUUGGAAACUUCCGUUCUAGUCUAAAAGUGAUGAUUAAAAGGUGUGAUUGUAUUUGAAAUCCCUAGUCUUCAAAAAAAAGAAUCAGCCAUUACUACUUAUUGAUUUUAAAUUGUCCGAAAUAUCUAUUGAUCCGUUGAUUGCACUAAACCAAAGAGAUUGAUCACCUUUUAUUUCCAUGCAAAUUUUAAUUUUUGAUUUUGAGAUAACUAUAUUAUUUGAGUCAUUAAAUAACCAAUAACGGAUUCAGUUGAAGGUGACUAGAAUUUGAUAAGUAUUGAUAAAAAUAGAAUUUAUAUGAGAUAAAUAAGUGAACUUAAACAAUCUCAAUUUUUUUCAUGUUAAUGUUACACGUUUGUUAGGUACCAAAAAUCUAGUCGGGAACUCCUACCAAGUAGAAUAAAGCUGCGUUUACACCAAAGUUAUGAAAAAAAUGCUAAUAACUUAAUCCUUAUAGAUUCUGUUAGAUUGAACGAACAUAACUUAUCAUACACAUGAUGAACAUAUGUGUUUGUUAAGUUCCGUUCAAUCUAAUAGAAUCUAUAAGGAUUUUAAGUUAUUAACAUUUUGUUGAUAACUUUGUUGUAAACCCAGCUUAAUAAUGAAACAUAAUUUCAUUAUAGACAAUCUUCAUUGCUAGAGCAGCUUUAGAUUUGUGAUAUUUUGCGUAAACUUAAAAUAAACUAUAUUUAUACAAAUCAUAAAUAGGCCUAUCGGGAAUACAUUUUUCAAUUCAAAAUACAGGUGUUUUAUCAAUUUCUUUCAGUUUAUUGUACCGUAUGUUUAAAAUACAGUACCUAUUAGCAUUACCUACUAUUAUUACUUUCGUUUCUUAUGCAGGAAUUUUACAUGGAAUGUCAGAUAUAAUAGGUAAAGUUUGUUUUCAGUCAUGUUCCAAAAGUCUGCAAUGUCUUACUCUACAAUUUUAUACCCCCAAUAAAUUGAUUGACUCUAAUAAAGCCAGCAUAACUUCAAUUACACCACGGGAAUGUUUUAUGUCAAUAAAUGUAGUAGUAUCUUGUGCUUAUUUCAUUUGUUAGUCGUUAUUUAUGUUUCUUUAUUAUUCAUGUAUGUUAUAUAAACUUAUAAGAUUUUCAUCGUCAGAUAUCUUCCCUUUUCUUCCUUGAAACUGUUGAUUUGUAUAAUAUAAUCUUCCUUUAUUGCAUUCCUUUUCAUGUCUUGUUUUCAUACCUCUUUUAUUGCUGUGCAUUUGAAUCAAGAAUUACUACUUUUUAUCUUAUCAAAAGUAACUUAUUUCACUUGAAAUUACUAUUUUUUCAAAUAUGUAAGAAAAUUGAACAUACCGGUACACUCUUCUUAAUAAUUUCUCAUGAAUAAGUAUUAUUUGUAAAAUUCUUAUAAUUUAAUUGAAAAGGAUUAUUUAAUAAUUUAAUUUUAAAAAUUGGAUAAUAUAAUAAUCUAUAUUAUAAUUAAUAAUUUAUUUUAAUAAUAAUUUAAUAAUGAAAACCAUGAUUGAAUCAUACCAUACAAUUAUUCGAUGUUACCUAGUUUUAUUUAAUUAAAUAAAAAAAGCAUUCAUAAGUCGACUCCAAGGUAAUUAGAAUCAUUUUUAUUUUACCUUGGUGGACUCUAUGUAUGUUACAUUAAUAUUCAUUAAUAUGUUACCAUAGUUCCUUAGUAUCUUAGUCUUCAUUUCAUAGUUUCUAAGGUCUAAAAAGUUUUGCAAUUUAUUGAUAUUUGUUUAAUUUAUUUCCAAAGCUCAUUCGCGUUAUAACCUAUACUAUUUCUCAAAUUCUCAAUUUGAUUAAUUAUGCUUUCAUUUGUAUUAUUAUACUUAUUAAUAUUAAGUUAUAUUUCACAGUAUUCAUGUGUUAUAUGGUAUUAAUGAACUUAAACUUGAUAUGGUAGCUUCAUAGUGAUAGAAUUACUCUUGUGAAGCAUUGUAUACUUACUGUUUAUUUCCCUUAUAAUAUUGUUAUUAUUUACUAUUUUAUUAUUUUAAAAGUUCCAAACAGCUAUAAAAUUAUCUUAUGCAAUCUACAUAAAGUUCCAUCAGUUUCAUAAAUUUUCAUUUCAUGAAAAAAGAGAUCAAACUACAUUAAUAAUGUGAAAAACAAUUUCUCACAUAUCACAUUAUUUUUGGUCGAAAAGAUCGAAUAUCCAAAUAUUUAUUAAUUUCAUAGGUAUAAGAAAAGUGUUUAAUAUCAUUGGGAGAUUUGGCUUGGGAAAUGAGUACCGUACAGCAUGAAUGAACAAUUACUUUUUCUGAGUAUAAAAUGAUCUUCCAUAAGUCUAUCCAUUUUUACAAACUUUAUUACAGAUUGUGCAGCAUUCAGUUCGAUCUGUAUUACUAAAAACUGUAUUCUACUUUUUAUACAGAUUCAACUGUUGUAUUUAUGUAAUAUAAUACACAGUUCAAUACAAGAGGUUGUACAAAUAGUUCAAAAUUUGUUAUAAUCAUAGUUCUUCGUGCAGCUGUUUCUCGAAAACAACAUUAUUUGUAAAAAGUGUAAUCAGAAUGUAUAUAUAUAACUGUUGUUUGACUGUAGAUUGUAAUUAAAAUCAAAUUUGUAUGUGAUUGUUCAUUGGAAAAACUUGAAGGUAUUGGAUAGCUGUAUUGUUGUCGUGGUAUUGUUACUGAUUAAUAAAUGGUCGUUGAAAAAUAAUUUCAAAUGGAUUGUACUAUUUGUAAAUGCAUGAUAUUUAUGUAUACUAUUUGUCUUUCUCAGAUUCGAUGUAAGUUGAAAAAUAUUUUUGUGAAUAAUUUUUUCAGGAUUUUCAGUAAUACCUACUCAAGUUUCUCAUAAUCUAUUCAAUAUGAGUCAUUAGUUCAACUGUGAGUUCUGAUAAAUUAAUAUUUCAACUUCUAUUGCAGAAAAAUAUCAUUAAUUAUAUUGAACGGAUCUACAUUUUGACUUUAUUAAUGUGAGAGAAAUUUCAUUACUUCAUGUAGCUCAAGAAAUGAAAUUCCAUUCAUUGAAACUUUCAUAAUUAGGGCCGGUUUCCGAGCUCGAGAUUAGCUAAGUUCUAGACUUUACACAGCUGGAGUCAGAAAACUGGCUUUCCGAAACGGGGCGUAGUCAUAGUCACGUUUAAUAGUAUAUUUCGCACCUAGAGCAGAAAAUGAGAUUUUUCCGGCUCGAAAUCGGUUUUCAAGUCCGAGGCCGUAGGCUGAGAAAAUCUGAGGUAAUCUGAAUAUCAGGAAAUUGUCCAAGUAUUUUUAUUUUUUAUUCUGAUUUGUCUAAAUAACCUAAAAGAUGAUGUUCAAUUAUGUGGGAGGUUGAGUUUAUACUUUUUUAUUCUUCAAAAUGACAAUAAGAUGAUAUUAUUAUAAAUGUUUUAAUUAUUGAAUAAUGAACACAAAAAUAAUGUAAAGUUUUUUGAUCACCUUUCUUAGUUCCAUGUUAGCGGCUGGAAAGGGUACUCUUUCCGGCCUAGGCCGGAAAGAAACCUGUUCUGACGUCAGACGAGAGUCGUCUGCAAACAAUGUCUUUCAGAUCUACGUAGGGACUGGAAAAUUGCUGCUUUCUGUGCAGUGUGGCGAAAAUUAAAUUUCGAAUAACUAGAAAAUUUAACACAAAAUAAAAUGAAGGGAAAAUUGUGUAAAGUUUUAGCUAUUUUGAAUGGUUUAGGAAUGUUUAAUUUUGUCAAGCAAAACGUUUCCAAUUGCAGAAAUGGGAAAAUAAAGAUUGUCAUAAAAACUGCGACUACGCCCCGUUUCGGAAAGCCAGUUUUCUGACUCCAGCUGUGUAAAGUCUAGAACUUAGCUAAAUCCCGAGCUCGGAAACCGGCCCUAAGAAUUUUCUCUCCUAGAGAGCCCAGUUCUCAAUAAAAACAGUUUGGGAUAUUCUUGCUUCCAUUUUUCUUAAACAAUAAUAUUGUCAAUUCUAGAAAAUUCUGAUUAAAUUAUUUUCAUAAAUAUUAUUUGAUUUUCCAAUUUGAAUCUUAUGCAUUGUCUUCUACAUCUAUGUGUAUUUAAGAUGGAUUGUAUUUGAUGUUGUGAAGUAGAACUGUGGCAAGUGUUGAAAAUUUAAAUUUAGUAUAAUUAAGUUUUAUUUUGAAGAUGGAUUACAGCAAGAUUUGGAAAUAUACUGUAGGUUUGUCAUGAGAGAAUUGAAUGCUAUUUCGGAAGUAAUAAAAGCUCAUAAAUUGAUGGAAUCGUAUUAUGUAUAAACAGUUUGUACAUAAUUGGGAAAAAUGCAUUUCACAAUCAUACCAUUUUUGCAUUCUUCAAUACUGUCUGUAAAUUAUGUAAUUAAUAUUAAUACAUAAUAUGUUUUAUUUUUCUGAUAAAAGUACUGGAUCUAAAGAAAAGAUUCAAGAAAGUGGAUAUAAGGAUAAAAGUGGAUUAAAAAAUCAUAACAUCUCUCAUAAAAAUAAUAUGAAUUGAAAAAAUUCAACGCUAAUAAUCGAAGUGAAAAAUUGAUAAAAUUUUGUCAAAACGUGUCCGAUUCAUUCCUCCACUUAUUAUGUGAUUUUUGGUUUUUCUACAUCUUACAAACUUUUCAUUGCAGUAUAGCAAAAAUUCACGCAAUCCCCUUACAGUAUAGGAGAAAUUCACGCAACCUAGAAAAAAUUCUCUUCCAUUAUUCCAAAUAUUGUGUUUUUGUAGCGUUUGUUUCCAUAUUACCAUAUCCCGAAUCAACAAAAAAUCUAUAACGAAUAAAUAAAAACAUUUCAUUAACUAAGUAGUAUAUAAAUUUCAUAAUCAGCUAAAAUAAUUCUUAAAAAAGUAAUGUGAUUAGUAAAAAUAUCUGCGAUUUAAUAGUUGAAACUAAAAAACAUCGAAGAAAAUCAAUUUCUUCGAGUGUGAUUUUAAAAUUAUGAAGUCAAUUUUAAAUACUAUAUACUUGUUUAUAAGAUAUCUAUUAUCGAGCUGUAGCAAGUCUCUAUAUUUUUGCUGUGCUCAGCAAUUCGUCGGAUCUAUAGCAUGUUAAUUUGCGACUUGAAUAGUUUAGAAUAAUGUAAUUUAUAAUAUUGUAUACUAAAACUAAGUAAUAUUGUAUUAUCUCGAUAACAUGUAAAUAAUUAUAUUUUUCUCAAGCCAUAAUUUUUAAACUUUUUAAUAAUAUUAAUGUUGUAAAUAAUAAUCGAUUGAAUAUAAUCGUAAUUGUAUUGAUGGUCGAUUUAAUUAUUAAUGGUGGUAAAAUUGUGAUAUUCAACAAUUUUGGGCAGUUACAAAGAAUUUUUUUAACAUCAAUUAGUAAAGUUUUACUGUCAGUAUUCUUUAGUGCGAAUUGAGAAACUUUAGUAAUGUUUAAAAAUCCAGUAAAUAACAAACUUUUGGCAAAACUUUUGAAUAGAAAAAUGGAAUUUCAAAAUUUUUCAUUUUUGGUAGUAUUAAUCGUAAAAGAAUCAUUAAAGAAUUUUGUUUAAUUACAUAGGACAAUUUAUUUCAAAGUUAAAUUUGACUUUUAUUAGAUGCACUGAAAUGAUUUUAUAAAAAUUCACAUUUAGUCGAAAUAAUGUAUCUAGUCUCCAAAAUUGUAUUACUGUAACAUUAAAAGAAGUAGGACUUUUAACUGUUUUAUUUAGCUCCAAUUGUAUUGAUUAUUAGUAGUUUUUAAAUAUUACUACCAUGAUUAUUUGAUCUUUUUGGGAAAAAUUCAUUGUGCAUUACGUAUCAGAUGAAGUAGAUUAAACCUUACUUGAUCAUCUUAUUUACAAGUCUUGUACAAAAGUUAGUUAUAUUAUUGGCCUCUUAUUUUUCAAUGUUCAACUAUUAAUUAAUUAUUGUAUUUUUAAAAUUGAUACAAUGAAUUCCCACCUGAAAGCUUCCUAGAUGAACACCCUCCAUACUAUUAGUAGAGUCCAUUAUUCGUCAAUAAUUAGAUUAGUAAUCUUUUAUUGCAUAACAAUCUAAAAUGAACUGAUUCAAUUAUUAAUUUAGAUAAUAUAUUUUAUUGCGAUCAGCAAUAUUCAAACUUUUCCUCCUAGUUAGAUAAUAAAUUUAAAAAAUUAAUAAACUAUAAUGAAACUUUCAAUUAAAUUAGUUUUAAUUAUUUGAUUCUAGUAGAAUAUAUCUUUGCUGUCGUAUCUGUGUUGGAUAAAGUAACAAGUAUUGGUUUGUUUAUUUUGUGUAUUAUUUAAUGCUUUACGGAUUGUUGGAGAGUACUAAUUUUAUUGUUUUUGUUGUUGUAAUUAGUAUAUUAUACAAAAUUGAAAUGAAUUUUUCAUGGAUA